CUGAGCUUUAUUCAUUCUUUGAGCUUCUUCCUCAUCUCCUCCUCCUCUCCUGCUUCCUGUUACAUAUAAUGGCAGACAAUAGGGAGAACACCUUCAACAUCACCCAUUUUUGUCUAGAAGUGGUGACUCUGAUAAUCUCUUUCCUCUCCUUACCCGAUGCCAUGAAUCUCUGCUCCCUCCAUCGGUCUUGGAGUAAUCUAUGGUCCCAUUGCAGGAUCAUAGACCUUAAUGAGAACACCUUCUCAGACGUCGAUGAAAUACACAGAGCUAUAGAUGAUGGGGACGAAGAGUUAGCUAUGCACCUUAAACAUAUCAGAAGGAGUUUGUUCAUAAAGCAUGUCAGAUGGGUUCUUCCUCACCUUCAGUCACAUUUUUUCUCCAAAUUCAGUCUUCGGAUUUGGUGUGAACCCGAGCACCAUGAACUUAUCGAAGACUGGAUUAGGUUUGCAACCGAGAGAAACGUGGAGGAGCUCAGUCUUGAUUUCUCCGACGAAGAUCCAUGUCCGAACAUCUUCAUAAGGAGGUUCACUAUGCCUAAAUUCUUCUACAGCUUUGGAGGAUCAAUAAAGUCUCUGAGCUUGAACUCUUGCUACCUAAGAGAACCUAAUUUCCAGACCUUUAUUUUACUUACAAAGGUGUCCUUCACUUCUAUUGAUGUUUCCAUGGUGGAUGUCUUAAAUCUAGUUACUAACUCUCCACUUCUAGAGGACUUGAGUCUAGUGCAGUGUUAUAAAAUCUUUUCUCUUGUACUUGGCUUUACCUGCCUGAAUCUCAAGAGGUUGGUUGUGAAAGAUUGUGGUCCUCUCUCCUUUGGAAUCUCACUUCAUGUCCCAAACUUACGAUAUUUUGAGUUUGCUGGAGGAUUGAUAAGUAUUGAUCUCACCCAAUUACAUAGCAUAGAAGAAGCUGUAUUGGAUUAUGGGGUGGAGACUGUAGACCAUUACAACACCCUAGGGAUGAAAUAUCUUAUAAGGGGCCUCAAGCAGGCCAGGAAGCUUAAACUGUGCAGUUAUGUGCACAAGGUUUUGCCUUCCAACUACUGCUGCUUUUAUUACCCAUCACUUCAAUUGAAAAAUCUUGUGCAUUUGACAUUGAAGACUUUUGUCCAAGGUUAUGAGCUACCAGGAAUAAUAUGUUUGCUUGCAUUGGUACCUAAUCUUAGAACUCUCUCCAUUAUGUCAGGAUACAUAAGGUCAAUGAAUGAUUUCUUUUGUUUCGACUUUCCAUCGAUGCCUGAUGGGUUUUGGAGACGACCAACAUGGCCUCUUAACUGUCUUGAGAUAAUCCAAAUGAUAGCAUUUUCUGCGCACGACUACGAAAUAGAACUCUUGAACUUCUUGUUGAGAAAUGGAUUAGUCUUACAAAAAGUAAUCAUCAAGCCAAAAGAAGCUUCUGACUUAAUUUUACAGGCUAUAUUAGGACUCCAAAAUGUUCCUAAAGCCUCAGAAACAGUACAGAUAGCAUAUGAGUUAAUAACCUAGAUUGUUUCCUUAAAUGAUAUGGUACUAUGUAAAAUGAACUACUCAAUAAUAUGAUAAAUUAAUGUCAAUCUUGGUCUCAAGUUUUCAUUGCUGUUCUAGAACA
Messenger RNA from Macadamia integrifolia, 1584 nucleotides. RefSeq names its product putative F-box/LRR-repeat protein At1g56400. NCBI's taxonomy places the organism in Eukaryota, Viridiplantae, Streptophyta, Magnoliopsida, Proteales, Proteaceae. Bases 69 to 1481 code for a protein of 470 amino acids. The transcript is spliced from 3 exons. The record is from RefSeq and is a predicted model, not a curated record.